AUGCAUAGUUUUUAUGUUGACAAUUGUGUCAGUUGUGUUAAAAAUGAAGAAGAACUCAAUCAUUUCAUUAGUGUAUCAACUGAGGUAAUGGCUGAGAGAAAAUUUGAGCUUAGAGGGUGGGAGUUCAAUGAUAUUAAUGCUGAUGCUUCUGCUGAUACAAAUGUGCUCGCUCAUAGAUUGUUUGAUCCUCUUGGUAUAUGUUGUCCUGUUAUCCUUAUCCCUAAGUUAUUGCUUCAAGAAACUUGGAAGCAGAAGAUAACAUGGGAUGAAGAAGUUGAUACCUGUACGAGAACUACAUUUUUAAAAUGGUUGAAAGAUAUUGACUAUCUGGAAAAGAUCCAUUUUCCAAGAUAUUUUGGUUCAAGGAGAGUAGAGUUACACCCAACUGGAAAAGAAGAAACUACUAUCGCGAGAUUGGAAUUACUUGCAGCUACUAUAGCGUCUCGCCUUUCGUCCUCAAUUUUGUCUGAGAUACAGAGUGAAGAAGUUUACUUCUGGACUGAUUCUUCUACUGUUUUAGCCUGGAUAACGAGAGAAGAAGCCUGGAGUGUAUUUGUCCAGAAUAGGGUGAAGGAAAUAAGAAGACUAACAAAUAAAGAUUCUUGGAGACAUAUUCCUGGUUGCAUGAAUCCAGCUGAUCUUCCGAGUAGAGGUUGUUCAGCUCUCUCCUUAUUGAAAUCUCAGUGGUGGUUAGGUCCAAGUUGGCUUUACUUGCCUGAAGAAGAUUGGCCUAAAGGUGACUUAAAUUUAGAUGAGACUGAGAUUGUUAGAGAAAAGAAAAAGAGCAUAGUUUCUUCUGUAACAAAAUGUUUAGUUUCUGCAUGCUUGGUUACCAAGAGAGACUGGUAUUACAGAUAUUUUUCCCAAUACAAAAGGAUAGUUAAUCUAAUUGCCUGGAUCCUAAGAUUCACCUCCAAUUGUCGAACUGAAAAAACAGUGAGAAAGCAUGGAAACCUUGAUUCUGAUGAAAUUUUUGAGGCUGAGAAGUUAUUGAUCAAAAUGGUUCAAGAAGAUUGUUUUGUGAAUGAAAAGGAUGAGAAAUUAAGAACUUUAGGAGUAUUCAAGGAUCAAAGUGGAAUCCUCAGACUAAAAACUAAACUUACCUUUCGUGAGGAUACAGAAGACUUUAAAACGCCAGCUAUUCUUCCAUCCAAUCAUGAGGUUGUCAAGAGACUAGUGCGAUACUAUCAUGAGAAAAAUGCACAUGCUGGUACUCAAAUUUUAAUAAAUAUUCUACGAGAGAGAUUUUGGAUUCUGAAUGCUCGUAAAACUGUGAGAUCUAUCAUCAAUCAAUGCACCGUGUGUAGAAGAUUUUCUGCAAAGAACCUAGAAACUUGUACUGGGGCUCCUCCAGAAGAUAGAUUACGAGAAGCAGCUGUAUUUGAAAUCUGUGGAGUUGAUCUUGCGGGACCAGUAAUCCUGAAAGGCAACAAGAAAUCUUGGAUUUGUUUAUUCACCUGCGCCAUUUAUAGGGCAGUCCAUUUAGAGUUGGUUGAAUCGAUGUCUACUGAGAGUUUUCUACUAGCUCUUAGAAGAUUUAUAGCUCGUAGAGGACGGAGCAGAAUCAUAUACUGUGACAACGGAACCAAUUUUGUUGGUGCUUCAAAUGUACUUCAAGACUUAAACUGGAAGCAAAUCACUGAAGACACAUCUAUACCACCAAUUCAGUGGAAGUUCAACCCACCAACUGCCUCCUGGUGGGGAGGCUGGUGGGAGAGAUUGAUAGGAAUUCUUAAGAAAUUGCUGAGACGAGUAUUAGGAAGAGCUUCGCUAACUUCUGAAGAAAUGAACACGACUCUCUAUAAUCAAAUAAGUGGUGUUCCAGAUCUUGAUGACAUUGGGCAUAAAAGUCUUAAUAAGCGAGUCAAAUAUAGAGAAAACUUGCAAAAGGAUUUGAGAAACAGGUUUAGGUCUGAAUAUUUAGGAGCACUUAUUCAAAAAGCAGGAAACAAAAAAUCUGUGAAAGUGAAUAUUGGUGAUAUUGUAUUGAUAGGAAGUGAUAACACCAAGCGAAUCAAUUGGCCAUUAGGUAAAAUAAUUCAGAUUCUUCCAGGAAAAGAUGGAAUUACAAGACUUGUCAAGCUUAAAACAGCUAAUGGACACUUGCUAAGACCAAUUCAAAGAUUGUAUCCACUUGAAGUUUCCAACGAUGAUCCCAUUAUUGAGAAAUUUUCAACCGCGAAGGUGGGAGGUGAAACCUGUGCCAUUUCUUCCUUUGAUAACGUGUGUGGACUUGAACCUCAGAUUCAAAAGACUAGAGCAGGUCGUACAAUCAAAGUACCUAAGAGACUGGACUUAUGA
This is a messenger RNA of Stegodyphus dumicola, 2301 nucleotides long. RefSeq lists its product as uncharacterized. NCBI's taxonomy places the organism in Eukaryota, Metazoa, Arthropoda, Arachnida, Araneae, Eresidae. The record is from RefSeq and is a predicted model, not a curated record.